CCUCCCUCCCCAUCUUACACUCCAUCAAUCCCCUCCCCUCCCCACAUACUUCACCUUCAGCCUGCUGACUGACGCCUGUGCUGCUUCGGCUCUCAGGUGUCUGCCGCGAGCCGCGAGCAUUACCGUGGCGACGCUGAAACUCGCUUGAUUCAAGUGGCUCUGCCGAUAAUCCAGAUCUUUAACAUCGCGUUGUUUUAGUAAUCAUGGCAGGCGCUCUUCGCGCUGCCAGCAGCUUCCUCGGGCUCGGGAUCUCGCAUCCGAAGCUCGCGGUGAAGGUUCCAUCUAGUCUCCGCCGUUCUUCUGCAACGGGUCGGAGAAUUAACACGACAGAGAUGGAUUUUCGCGUAAGAGCCGCGGCGCUCAGGUUCGAGCUCGCGCGGACGGCGAGAUUUCGUUGUUGUUAGAUUUCAGCAAGGUCUUCUCGCGAACCCCAGCUCCCCGGCGAGCCCGAUGUGUCAGUGGACAACGAGAGCAGCGAUCAGUACACUAUCAUCACCGUCAGCGCGCCCAACCGGCCGGGGCUGCUUCAGCUUCUGACGCUGACGUUUCGCGAUCUCGGUCUGGACGUCGGGAAGGCAGUCGUCGACCUCGACGAUGACGGUAACGUCGCCGACGCGUUUCACGUCACUGCCAUGGACGGAAAAAAAGUCACCAACAAACGCGAUCUGGAAAACAUUCGCAAGUGCGUGUGCGAGCGAUGGUUCUAGAUGCCAAGGGGAGCGACGGGCCGAAAGAUUCGUCCGUCCGGCCGGCGAGACUCAUCCGACCGGUUGCGCCGUUGGACCCGUCUGCUUCGCCGGAGAUGAAACGGCGUACGGAGCUGCUGCACAACCUGAUGGACACGUACAUCAAGAACGACGUGCUGUCCAUCCAGAGGAGCAUCGUGGACCACGUGGAGUACACCAUGGCGCGCAGCCGAUACAGUUCGACGACUUCGAGGCGUACCAGGCGACGGCAUACAGCGUGCGGGACCGGCUGAUCGAGAGCUGGAACGACACGCAGCAGUACUUCAAGGACCAGGACUCCAAGCGCGUCUACUACCUCUCCAUGGAGUUCCUCAUGGGCCGCUCGCUGCUGAACAGCAUAUUCAAUCUGGGCAUGAAGGACCAGUACGUGGAGGCGCUGGGGCAGCUGGGGUACAAGCUCGAGGUCCUGGCGGAGCAGGAGAGGGAUGCUGCUCUCGGCAACGGUGGCCUCGGCCGUCUGGCAGCAUGCGUUCUCGACAGCAUGGCCACUCUCAACUAUCCUGGAUGGGGCUACGGCAUCCGCUACCAGUACGGCAAUGUUUCGCCAGACCCUGCAGGACGGCUUUCAGCACGAGCAACCGGACUACUGGCUGACCUUUGGCAACCCGUGGGAGAUCGAGCGCGUGUUUGUGACGUACCCCGUGCGCUUCUACGGCAGCGUCGAGUCGUACACUGAGGGCGGCCACCCCCGCAAGAGAUGGGUGGAGGGAGAAACGGUGGAGGCGGUGGCGUACGACAAUCCCAUCCCCGGCUACCACACCAACAACACCAUCAACCUUCGCCUCUGGGGUGCAAAGCCCAGCGGCGAGUUUGACCUGCAAAGCUUCAACACGGGCGACUACGUGAACGCGAUUCUGAGCAAGCAGAAGGCGGAGGCGAUCAGCAGCGUGCUGUACCCCGACGACCGCACGUACCAGGGCAAGGAGCUGCGCCUCAAGCAGCAGCACUUCUUCGUCUCCGCCACUAUGCAGGAUGUCGUCAGGCGCUACAAAGAAGAGCACUCGUCGUUUGACCAGUUCAAGGACAAGGUGGCCCUGCAGCUGAACGACACUCACCCCGUGCUGGCGCUGGUGGAGCUGAUGCGCCUGCUGGUGGAUGAGGAGGGGCUGGAGUGGGGGUACGCGUGGAACAUCACCACGCACACCUUCUCCUACACCAACCACACCGUGCUGCCAGAGGCGCUAGAGAAAUGGCCCGUUGAGAUUCUUGAGACGUUGCUGCCCCGCCAUCUGGAGAUCAUGUACGACAUCAACCACAACUUCAUCGUGGACCUGAAGAAGCGCAUUGGCAACGACUACGACCGCCUCUCCCGCAUGUCCAUCAUCGAGGAGGGCGCUCACAAGAGCAUCCGCAUGGCAACGCUGGCAGUGGUGACGUGCCACACCAUCAACGGCGUGUCCCAGAUCCACACCGACCUCAUCCAGAACACGCUCUUCAAGGACUUCUAUGACAUCUGGCCGCACAAGUUCCAGAACAAGACAAACGGUGUCACCCAGCGUCGGUGGCUGGCGUUCUGCAACCCAGGGCUGGCGGCGAUUCUGACCAAGUGGCUGGGCACGGAGUCGUGGAUCACCAACCUGGACCUCGUGGCGGGACUCAAGGAGCACGUGGACGACCCGCUGCUGCAGACGCAGUGGAUGCAGGUUCGCAGGCAGAACAAGGCGCGUCUGGCAGCAUACAUCGAAGGGAUAUCAGGGGUCAAGGUGAGCAUCGACGCCAUGUUCGAUGUGCAAGUGAAGCGCAUCCACGAGUACAAGCGCCAACUUCUCAACGUCAUGGGCAUCAUCCACCGCUACGACUGCAUCAAGAAGAUGAGUGCGGAGGAUCGCAAGCGCGUGGUGCCGCGGGUGUGUCUGCUGGGCGGCAAGGCGGCGCCGGGGUACGAGCUGGCGAAGAAGAUUGUGAAGCUCAUCAGCGCUGUGAGCGAGGUCAUCAACAACGACGAGGACGUGGGCGACCUGCUCAAGCUGGUGUUCAUUCCCGACUACAACGUCUCGCUGGCUGAGCUCAUCAUCCCUGCCAGCGACCUGUCGCAACACAUCAGCACGGCAGGCAACGAGGCAUCAGGCACAAGCAACAUGAAGUUUGCGAUGAACGGGUGCCUCAUUCUAGGCACUCUGGACGGCGCCACGCGGGAGAUCCGAGAGGAGAUUGGCCCUGAGAACAUGUUUGUGUUUGGUGCGGAGACAAAGGACGUGCCGCGGCUGAGGGAGGAGCGGCGCACCUUCACGCCCUGCCGCAACUUCACUCGCGUCGUGGGCAUGAUUCGCAGCGGGUACUUUGGGUGGACGGAGUUCUUUGCGCCGCUCGUGGACUCCAUUGACGGCCCAGGCAACGACUACUAUCUGCUCGCCAAUGACUUCCCCACCUACCUGCAAGCUCAGGCUGCCAUCGAUGCCACCUACGUGGAUGUGCCCAAGUGGACGCGCAUGAGCAUCAGCAGCACGGCUGGGUGCGGGCGGUUCACGAGCGACCGAACCAUUAAGGAGUAUGCGGAGGAGAUCUGGGAUGUUGAACCCAUCACCCGGCCUUUCUAAGCUUUCUUUGGCCACUAUAAAUAGACAGCUCACAAGCACCCGGACCAUCAAGUCGAGUAUGCGUAGAUCUGGGACGUCAAACCUGUUAUCGACUGAGUUAUCGUUGAUGCAUUCCUGAUGUAAGGUUUACUCCAACAAAACCCAUCAGAUGCCCCUUCUGAAGUGCCCCUUGGUCGUACCAGUACAGCAAUCUCACCAGCGAUCGCAGCUUUCAAGGUGUAUGAGAGGAGAGGAGAUGUGGGUCAUGAAGUUCACGGGUCUACCUGAAGCGAGCUGCAUCUGGAGCCCUCAGGCAUUUGCAUAGACAAAGCCCCUUCAUUCUGUACUGUCUAUGUACUGGCUAUGUUGUAUGCAUAGCAUAGCAUCCUAAUCUGAACCUAAUCUGAACCUGAUUUACAGGCAUUGCUUAGCAGUCCUGCAUUUGGACCUCCCUCAGGCUUUGGGCAAGUUGUAUGCACUGGACAAAAGGAA
Closterium sp. NIES-67 is the source of this 3754-nucleotide messenger RNA. NCBI's taxonomy places the organism in Eukaryota, Viridiplantae, Streptophyta, Zygnematophyceae, Desmidiales, Closteriaceae. The record is from the annotation of a GenBank genome assembly.